This is a messenger RNA of Solanum dulcamara, 201 nucleotides long. RefSeq names its product stress-induced protein KIN2-like. The coding region runs from base 1 to 201 and encodes 66 amino acids. NCBI's taxonomy places the organism in Eukaryota, Viridiplantae, Streptophyta, Magnoliopsida, Solanales, Solanaceae. The record is from RefSeq and is a predicted model, not a curated record. The transcript has 3 exons.
AUGAAUUCAUCUCAGAAAGCCAGUUACCAUGCAGGACAGGCUAAGGGCCAAACUCAGGAGAAAGCUAGCCAAAUGAUGGACAAAGCUAGAGACACUGUCCAAUCUGCUCAGCAAUCCAUGCAGGAGACUGGCCAGCAGAUGAAGGCUAAGGCUGAAGGAGCUGCAGAUGCUGUGAAAGAUACUUUUGGAGCAAACAAUUGA